Oppiella nova is the source of this 411-nucleotide messenger RNA. NCBI's taxonomy places the organism in Eukaryota, Metazoa, Arthropoda, Arachnida, Sarcoptiformes, Oppiidae. The record is from the annotation of a GenBank genome assembly.
AUGAACGACAGCAACACAAUGAUCAAGAUGAUUUACAAGGGAUUCGUAUUAUUAAUCAUAUCCUCGACUGCAUUCACGGCCAGAGAUGACGUCCACGUAAUUGACAGCAAUAUUAGCCCCGAAAUGGAGGCCCACGUGAUCAGCAAAAUGAUGGACUUUGUCGACAAACCCACUAAUCAAUCGUUGGCUGAACUAAUGGUCAAGGAAUUGGACACAAAGUACCCUGAUCAUAUUGGGUGGAUCGGACAGUUUAUAGUGAACGGAACCGCAUCCCAGCUAUAUAUGUCAGUAGAGUUUGAGUCUUAUAUUAAGCUCCAAUAUCGUGAAUAUGUGCUGGGAUUAUAUAGGCCCAAACUAAAUGAACCAGUAACACUUAAGCAAUUAAUCAAUUUUAAGUCAAACACUGAUUAG